AUGACAACCAACACAUCUAACAACAUUUUACGAUCAAUCCUUGACAAAGAAAAAUUGUCAGGGACAAAUUUUCUGGAUUGGUACCGAAAUUUGAGGAUUGUCCUCAAACAUGAUAAAAAGCUGUAUGUCUUGGAGACACCUGUUCCUGAAGAGGAACCUCCUAGUUUUUCUCCUAAGGAAAAAAGAGAUGCUUAUACGAAGCAUGUCGAUGAUGCCAAUGAAACUGCUUGCCUCAUGCUGGCUACCAUGAACUCGGAGUUCCAUAAGCAACAUGAGAAUAUAACAGCGUUUGAUAUGAUCCAACAUUUGAAGAUGCUCUAUCAAGAGCCAGCCAGGAAUGAGAGAUUUGAAGUUUCAAAAGGCCUUUUUCAAGGCAAGUUAGCUGAGGGAGCCCCUAUAGGUCCCCAUGUACUCAAGAUGAUUGGCUUUAGUCAAUUUUUCCAUAAUUUUAACAUGAAUGAUAUAAACAAAAGUCUUCCAGAACUGCUAAGCAUGUUAAGAACCGCUGAGCAAAAUCUGAAGUCAAAAGGGAAGUCCAUUUUGAUGGUCAGUAAUGGAAUGAAGCAGAACAAAAGACCCACUAAGCAGGGUGGUAAAGGGAAAGGCAAGGAAGUUUCCAAACCCAAACCCAGUGCUCCUUCUCUGAAGCGUAAGGGAGGUAUAGAAAAGGAGGGCUCUUGCUUUCAUUGUGAUAUUGGAUGCAGUUCUCAUAUUUGUACCAAUGUGGAGGAACUAAAAAGGAGUAGAGAGUUGGCAAAAGGUGAAGUUGAUCUACGAGUUGGUAAUGGAGCAAAGGUUGUUGCUUUAGCCAUUGGAACUUAUGUAUUAACUUUACCCAGUGAUUUAAUAAUUUAG
Vicia villosa (hairy vetch) is the source of this 855-nucleotide messenger RNA. RefSeq lists its product as uncharacterized. The record is from RefSeq and is a predicted model, not a curated record. The transcript has 3 exons. NCBI's taxonomy places the organism in Eukaryota, Viridiplantae, Streptophyta, Magnoliopsida, Fabales, Fabaceae. Bases 1 to 855 code for a protein of 284 amino acids.